GGGUGGGAGAGGGCCGAGGGGGCCCCGCGCGGCUCGGGGGUGCGGCGGUUCCGGUGAUGGGGAGGAACCCUGCGGGCCCCGGCGGAACCCCUGGCGUCUGCGGCACCUGAAGCUGAAGGGACGCCGGGCGGGGGCUUCUCCCUCCAACUGGGCCCCGUUGGCGUGGGAGGCAGGCUCCAGGGCUGGCGAGCUCUGCGGCGUUUCGCCCCGAGCUAACGCGCCCCCGUGUGGCCGCCGGUGGGAGUGCGCGUGCGCGACGCGAGCGCUGGGCCCGCGGGGCAGAGCGGGACUGGGACUGGGACGCAGGAAUGAGCGUGCGCGGCGUGUGCGCGUGCCUGGCGUGUGCGCUGGGCCUGCGAGGAAAGGGCCUUGGUUGGUAGUACGUGGAAUCGCCGGACCAAAUAGCCCCCGGAGACCCUCAUUUCUCCUCUGUGAAAUGCGGUGUUAGGGACACUCGCCACCCUGUGCUGUUCUGAGCGCCUGCGCGUUGCUAGCUGCUGUAUGUUUGUUGUGCGUGUGACCUGCGGCUGGAGCUGGGACUGGUCUGCGGGGCCUCGUUUCCCCGUUAACUCUGGAGAAACGGGAGGGAAAGGGCUGGGCUGGCUCCAGCAUUCUCCAGACCCCCAAGUUAGUAUUCAUUAUGUGCUCAUUUGCUGUGGGUUAUGUGUAAUCACGGCACAGCCUCUGGAAGCCAUGGGAGGCUGUGUGAUGGGAAGAGGAGAGAGGUGAGAUGGAGCCGAGGCCGGCGCACAGGCUGUGCAGCACAUGCCACCCCUUUGGCGAGUUCGUGACCUUGUCUUGGGGAUGGAAGGCUCACCAGCGACAGCUGAGGAAAUUGUCAUAAUUCCUCCCCAAAUACCCGCUACGCCUCUGGUCCUCGGUCCUCGGUCCACUCUUCCGGAGACCCUAAAUUGGUAAUAAAUCAGUAAGAAACAAAUAUUACAUUCACUCAGUGACAAGUGUCAUGUCUAAGCUCAACGCGUUUGGGAGCCACACAUGGACAGGUAAGUAUCCUGCGUGUGGAGCUGUGCAGGCAGGUCAACCCGGGAACCGCACGGCAGGCCAUGCUCUCCUGACUUCCUUCUUCCUUCUCCCUUAGCACUGCCUCCUCCUCUAAGAACAGAAAAUGAACAAACCCCAGGAACAAGUGUCAUUCAAAGAUGUGUGCGUGGACUUCACCCGGGAAGAGUGGCAUCUGCUGAGUCCUGCUCAGAAGAUACUAUACAGAGACAUGAUGCUGGAAAAUUACAGCCACCUUGUCUCAAUAGGGUAUUGCAUUACUAAGCCAGAAGUGAUCGUCAAGAUAGAGCAAGGAGAAGAGCCCUGGAUAUUAAAGCAAGGAUUCUCAAGCCAGUGCCACCCAGAAGACUGGAAAGAUGAUGCCCUAAAAGAGAGCAGCCAAGAAAAUGAAGAUGGGCAUUUUUGGCAAUUUGCUGUCACCACCAACAAAACAUUAAAUAUACAUGGUGGUGAUAGAGUAAGGAAAACUUUCAAUCUGGGUAAAGACUGUGUUCCUUCAAGAAAUUUUUCAUAUAAGAUAUGUGCCUCUUGUGAAAUGAGUUUGAAGAAUAUUUCAGACUUAAUUAUUAGUAGAAAGAACUAUUCUGGAACAAAACCUGAUACGUUUAAUUUAUAUGAGAAAUUGCUCCUUGAUAUUAGGCAUGAGAAAACUCUUGCUGGAGGGAAAUCUUAUAACUAUGAUCAAAAAAGGAAUAUCCUUAGUCAUGGCCAGGAUCUCACUCAGCUAAUUUUCGACCAGCCUUCUGAGUAUAAUGAAAAUGGACAAGGCUUCCAAGAAGAGGCAGCCUUUUUCUCAAAUAAGAGAUCUCAGAUAGGAGAGACACUCUGUGAAUAUAAUGAAUGUCAAAGAACUUCCAUCCAAAACUUAAAGCUCAGUUUAUCUCAGAGAACUCAUUUAGAAAGGGACCCAUAUGAAUGCAGUAUUUGUGGGAAUUCCUUCUAUGUGGAUUUAAGAUUGGGACAUCAGAGAGUUCUUACAGGGGAGAAUCCUUAUGAAUAUAAUGAAUAUGAUCAAAUUUUCUGUGACAAUUCAACUUUCAUUAUUCAUCCGAGAACUUACACAGGAAAAAUUCCCCAUGAAUAUAAAGUAAGUCACAAAACGGGGGGGAAAUCAGCCCUCUUUAAACAUCAGAUAGUACAUAUGGGAGAAAUACCUUAUGAGCACAAGGAGAAUGGAAAUAAUUUCAACAAGAAGUCACAUCUCACCCAACCUCGAAGAGCUCACUCAGGAGAAAAAAAUUUUGAAUGUGCUGAAUGUGGAAAAACAUUCUGGGAGAAGUCAAACCUCACUCAACAUCAGAGAACACACACAGGAGAGAAACCCUACGAAUGUGCUGAAUGUGGGAAAGCCUUUUGUCAGAAACCACACCUUACCAACCACCAACGAACACAUACAGGAGAAAAACCUUAUGAAUGUAACCAGUGUGGAAAAACAUUCUGUGUGAAGUCAAACCUCACUGAACAUCACAGAACACACACAGGAGAGAAACCCUAUGAAUGUAACACAUGUGGGAAAUCCUUCUGCCACAGGUCAGCGCUAACUGUACAUCAGAGAACACAUACAGGAGAGAAACCCUUCAUAUGUAAUGAAUGUGGGAAAUCCUUUUGUGUGAAGUCAAACCUCAUUGUACAUCAAAGAACUCACACAGGAGAGAAACCGUAUCAAUGUAAUGAGUGUGGGAAAACCUUCUGUGAGAAAUCAGCUCUUACUAAGCAUCUCAGAACUCACACAGGGGAGAAACCCUAUGAGUGUAAUGGAUGUGGGAAAACCUUUAGUCAGAGAUCAGUACUCACUAAACAUCAGAGAAUUCACACAAGGGUGAAAGCUCUUUCCACAUCCUGAAUGUUCAGAAAUCUGUCCACCCUUUCAAAUUCAUUAUUCAGUUUUUAAAAAAUAAGAUCAAUGAAACCCAAAGAACAUCACAAGUUACUCAAAAGUUAUGUCUUACUGCACUUCGGAUAAUUAAUAUAAGAAUAAAACCUUAUUAAUGUUUUAAAUAUGUGGAAGCUUUUAAGAAAAAAUAAACUUUUGUCAGAAAAUUUGUACUUAGGAAAAAUUUGUUCAUUUAAGUUAUAUGGUAAAAAUCUUUGUAGAGAAUUUAUGUUGUAUCGUAUUCCAAAUGUGAUACCAAAACUUUAUUGUAAAUAUAAUGUGUGAUACUCACUUAUACUGAUAUUCACAGUAUAAUCUGAAGCUUAAAAAAUGUUGAAUGACAAUAGCAUUAAACAUUCAUGUGAAGAAUCCCUAAUGUGUUCAGACCUAUGUAAGAACGUAAUAGAAAUUUGAGGUAUGCUUGAUUUAUAUAUUAGAGUCCAACAUUAAUUGUGAAGAGAAAGUAUGAACACUUAAACAACUAUUGUGAUCUAUAGUAAUAUUUCCCACACUAAAUACCACCAGUAUCUUUGUAGGUUAACAUAAUUACAUAUGUACAUGUAAAUAUAUUUAUACACACCUAUAGUGAUGUGCUAGAUUAAGUUCAUACUGGCUUGGAAGUACUGCUGAUUUAAAUUUUCAGGAAUUUUGCCAGCCAGUUGUUAAACACAGUCAUUUAAAAAUUAAAUUACAUA
Myotis davidii is the source of this 3588-nucleotide messenger RNA. RefSeq names its product zinc finger protein 248 (gene ZNF248). The transcript is spliced from 5 exons. Gene Ontology annotation, cellular component: nucleus. Gene Ontology annotation, biological process: regulation of transcription by RNA polymerase II. The coding region runs from base 1127 to 2863 and encodes 578 amino acids. Gene Ontology annotation, molecular function: DNA-binding transcription factor activity, RNA polymerase II-specific; RNA polymerase II transcription regulatory region sequence-specific DNA binding. Lineage: Eukaryota; Metazoa; Chordata; Mammalia; Chiroptera; Vespertilionidae. The record is from RefSeq and is a predicted model, not a curated record.